This is a messenger RNA of Ananas comosus (pineapple), 2198 nucleotides long. RefSeq lists its product as uncharacterized. NCBI's taxonomy places the organism in Eukaryota, Viridiplantae, Streptophyta, Magnoliopsida, Poales, Bromeliaceae. The transcript is spliced from 8 exons. Gene Ontology annotation, cellular component: membrane. The coding region runs from base 56 to 1456 and encodes 466 amino acids. The record is from RefSeq and is a predicted model, not a curated record.
UUUUUUUUUCUUCCUGCGUGUUUUUUCUAAUUACUUUUUUUUUUUUGCGGGGGCGAUGUACGCUGCUUCCCCUUCCCUCUUAUGGAUUUGGCCUCCGAAGCCCUCGUCACCUCUCACCAUCUCUACCUUCUCCUCCUCCUUCGCCGCCGCUCGCCGGAGGCGGAGCGGGAGCAGCGGGAAGAGCAGGCCCAGGUUCUGCAUGGAACCUUCUUCUUCUUCGUCUUCUUCUUAUUCUUCUUCUUCUUUUUCGGUUGAGUCCAAGGGUGAUUUGGAGCUCUCGGCGGAGAAGAAGGGGAUGAUCUCCGACAAAGGUGUGGGAAUCGAAGGGUCUGGCGCCCUCGAUCAGAGGGUGGUUUUAGGGUUGGGUUCGAAGCGGUUCGGGAGGCGUCCGCUGUGGAAGAGGAUUUUCUUCGCGUCGAAGAAGGUUAGGAGCAUCAUCUUGCUUAACGUCCUCACCGUCAUCUAUGCUAGUGACAUCCCAGUCCUAAAGGAGGUUGAAGCAGUUACGGAACCUGCGCUCUUCAACGUGGUGCGCUUCAUAGUUUCUGCCAUUCCUUUCCCACCAUUUGUAUUAAAAGGAUGUGGGGACCGCCAUACACGAACUGCAGGAGUAGAGUUAGGCCUUUGGGUAAGUUUUGGGUAUGUUUCUCAAGCCCUUGGAUUACUUACAUCUGAAGCUGGACGUGCGUCCUUCAUUUCGACCUUCACAGUGAUAGUUGUGCCAUUAAUGGAUGGUAUGCUUGGGGCAGCAGUGCCAGCUCUAACCUGGUGUGGAGCAAUCGUCUCUCUUCUAGGGGUUGCUAUGCUGGAAUGUGUUGGUUCUCCUCCCUGUGUUGGUGAUGUUCUGAACAUCUUGAGCGCGGUGUUUUUUGGGAUUCAUAUGCUUAGGACUGAGCAAAUUUCAAGAAGCACAAAAAAGGACAAUUUCCUAGCUCUCCUUGGUUUUGAGGUCUGUGUUGUGGCUUUGUCAUCGGUUGUGUGGUUUUUGAUUAAAGAUAUCUUUAAUGACGUGCAUCAAUUGAGUUUUGCUUCUUGCUCAUUGUCCAAAUUGUGGGAUUUCAUGACUUCAUUUCCUUGGAUACCAGCAUUAUAUACAGGUGUAUUUUCCACUGGAUUAUGCUUGUGGGCAGAGAUGUAUGCCAUGGGCGAUGUGUCAGCAACAGAGACUGCGAUAAUUUAUGGUAUGGAGCCACUGUGGGGUGCUUCCUUUGCAUGGUUUCUCCUUGAUGAAAGAUGGGACACAACUACAUGGAUUGGAGCUGCUCUCGUAUUAUGUGGCAGCCUAACCGUCCAGAUCCUCGGAUCAGCUCAAGUGAAAUCCAACAAGGAAGAGGACAGCAGAAGCAAUACUUUAAAAUCAUCACAGAAGCAAAACUAUUUCUCUUUCUCAGCAGUGGUCGUUGAUUCUAGAAAGGAUGUUGCUCGCCAAUUUAAGAGGCAGGACAAAUUGUCAUGAGAAUUGAUUCAGAAGCACAUGAUUUUAGUAGUCUUGCAUAAUCGAGCCAUACUACCGUAUUGCACAUAAGAGGUCCUCUACGGGCAGUGGGAAGCGUGCCACAUUUAGCGUGCCACAUUUUGCUCCAUCCGUGCUUCAUGCAAAUAAUACAAGCGAUAUAUGAAAACGAGCAAAACUUGAUAAACUAGCUAUUACGAGAGGGUUCUAUUUGCAUCUCAGAUGAUAAAGAAGUGGUUCUUGAGUAUAGGAUCAUAGUUUUAAGAGCAAAUGCAAAUUAAAGGCCAACUAGGUGAGCUCACCUUGGCUGGUUCAGCUCUAUGCUCGAAGCUGGUGAUCUGGCUUUCUUAAUUCUCAGAGUCUGAGGCAAUAGACCGGGAUAUUUCCUUGUAGACUGCUGAAGCCAGUAAUAAAUGGUUAUGAACUUUUGAACUUUUGAAUGGUUAUUUGUGGCUUUUUGCUUGCUUUCAGAGGGGAAAUAUGGAGUCACCAGACUGUUGUGGAGAGAAGCAUGUGGGUCUUAGGAAUCCUUUAGUUUGGAUAUCGUGAGGGGUGGGGUCUGGAAGAAAGUCUUCUCUGUUGCAGUGAUUUAAUAGUGGUCCUAUUUAACUCUGAUGUGAGUGUUGUAAAAGUAAUUGUGUAUCGUAACAUCUUGGGCGUAAAUUCUACCAAUGUCACAAGCUAGCCCACACCAUAGCUGGGCCAAAAUAGGUCCUAAAUAAGAUUGCAAAUAGACCAUUCCGAU